AUGUUUCUACAGUAUCUGUAUUGUAAGGAACAAUUUUGUGUACAUUGACUAGUGAAGCCUGUUGGGGGAUUAGUUCUUCUGUUUCUCAGCUGAUGACUGACGACAAGCUUUUGGUCCCUUCCUACCCUGUGAUUCCACAUGGUGAUUUAAGAAUCAAGGAAAAGACAAAAGAAAUAUUUCCUUUCCCUCUAGUCUGUUACGCAAACAGAAUCAAAAGUGAAGUGGAUUAGAAGCUUAGUGCAGCCUUCAGGUAAAGCUUGCCAUUUUAAUCUCCUGCUGACGCCUAUUUAUCUGCAAAACUCUUUCCCAUUUUACCACGUUUCUAUUUUUGCACUGACCUUCCCAUGCUCCUUUUGGGAUCCCAUCACAGGACUCUUUUCUCAUUGGAUGAAGAAGGAUUUAGUGAGUACUUAAAACAUCAGGAGCGUCUUUGAACAGGCUUCUGCAAUUUUAAAACUCAAGAGAGUGAGGGACAUUUUCCCAGGAAGCCUUUUGCCAGCUUCCCCCAAUAGAUGAUAUUCAGCAAGCCUUAGGAAGUUGGCCACUUGCCUUUGUGUUGUAAAGAUUCUGCCUGUUUUCAUUUGAAAGAGGGGAAACUCACAGCAGACCUUGGUUGUUCUUGAGAAGCAGGCCCACCUCUUUUGUUUUAAGAUGGGGAACAUGGAUGGAAAAUCUGUUGAGGAACUAAGUGCCACAGAAUGCCACCAGUGGUACAAGAAGUUCAUGACAGAAUGUCCCUCAGGACAACUAACUUUGCAUGAAUUCAAGCAGUUUUUUGGACUGAAAAACCUGACACCUGCAUCAAAUGAAUAUAUUGAGCAAAUGUUUGAGACAUUUGACUUUAAUAAGGAUGGUUACAUUGACUUCAUGGAGUAUGUAGCUGCUCUAAGCUUGGUUCUGAAGGGGAAAGUGGAACAGAAAUUGAGGUGGUACUUCAAACUCUAUGAUGUGGAUGGAAAUGGAUGCAUUGACAGAGAUGAGUUGCUAAACAUCAUUAAGGCAAUUCGCACCAUUAAUCCAUGCAAUGAAAUCAUGUCAGCUGAGGAAUUCACGAACAUGGUGUUUGAUAAAAUUGAUAUAAAUGGAGAUGGUGAGCUAUCUCUGGAGGAGUUCAUGGAUGGUGUGCAGAAAGAUGAGGUUCUACUUGAGAUUCUCACCCGUAGCCUGGACCUGACACACAUUGUUCGAAUGAUUCAAAAUGACGGGAAGAAUCCUGAUGAAGGAGGGACAGCACAAGCUGCUCAAUAGACCAUUUGUUCUUGUUUUCUAAAUAUUCAUUUUUGUUUUGUUUUUUUUUAAAGAAAGAGAAAUCUAAAUAAAAUGAAAUAAUUAAAAUUAGGGAUACACUUUGGAGGGUGUUUUAAAAUGUCAGGUUAAAGAUAAGCACAGUUUUUAACAGAAGUUUUGCUUCUUGUGAACACUAUGAAUGAUGGCUGUUUCUGACACUUUAUGAAAGUUUCAGUGUUGUCUAAGAAGUAAAUACAACUUUUUGUGCUUCUGCUAGCCGGAAGUAAAUGGAAUAGGGAGGAGAUGCUUGGCUGUCAAGUCUCUCCAAAAACAGUAUUAAUGGGGGAGGUGAGUUUGAGGGAAUUAUUUGAAUGCUACCACAAGAAUCCCUGUGCCAUCAUGGCUGCCUCCGAAUGUUGCUCAUUCUGGUGAGAGGUAUAGAUUAGCCGGUGAAAGGGAAGAUUGUGGUAGGCUGGA
Molecule: messenger RNA, 1704 nt
Organism: Anolis sagrei ordinatus
Lineage: Eukaryota; Metazoa; Chordata; Lepidosauria; Squamata; Anolidae
Gene: GUCA1A
Product: guanylate cyclase activator 1A
Biological process (GO): visual perception; positive regulation of guanylate cyclase activity
Cellular component (GO): photoreceptor inner segment; cone photoreceptor outer segment
Molecular function (GO): calcium ion binding; calcium sensitive guanylate cyclase activator activity
Source: RefSeq, a predicted model, not a curated record